UUCCUGGCUGGUGUUGCUGCCCCAAUGAUAUGGCUGUUAGCUGUAAAAGCCACUGGGAAUUAAUCUUCCCUUUCAUUCCCAUUUAUCACUCCUGCCCUUUUAUGCAGUGAGAGUAUUAGUGCGGUUGCAAUGCAGACUCAUUCUUUGGGGUCCUGCCUGCUGCUGUCCUUUGACAUGAGCCUUCAGUUACUCCAUGCUGCUUCUUUUGGCUUCUAGAAACUCAGCUUCACAAACUGUAAAGGUUUACUGCCGAGUCAGGAAAACAGAGAAGAUAAGGUCUCUGCAGUGAUAUGAAACCUUCACGUUGCACGUGUGCAGUUUGUUUUCACACUUUCAUCUGCCUGUCAGACACUAUUAGUGAGAACAUAAAAUUAUAUGGAGGGGUAGGGCUGUAGCUUUUGUCUUUUUUAUGCUAAGGCAAAUUGAGGAUAGCAAGAUGAUGCUGAUUCAAAAAUAAUCAUAUCUGUAACUCUUUUAGGGCUAGCGCUAAAGUAAGAAUGAGAUGUGACAAGGGUCUUAAGCAAAUGGAAAUUGUAAAGCUGAAAACACAAAUGUGAAAGAUGAAUGAAUCCUGUGAACUCUCGUCUGUAUUGAAAAAGACUAUGUCAAGAACGGGGCUUAAAUUUUUUUGGCUGCCCACUUGCAUGGGACAGAAUGUAGUUAAAACAAUUAAUGUAAAAUCUUAUUCCUAAGCAGGCAUAUGUCUGGAGAAAUAAAGGACUGACACAGCACCACAGGCUCAUGGUGGGUGGAGUGGUGGUGCUCUUGCAUGCUGGAUCAGGUUCUGGCCUUUUCCACCUGCAGAAAGUGAAAGUGUUUCUAAUGAUUUCAACAGAGCAAUAUUGCACAAAGAUUUUUAUAUGAAAAAAAUCAGAUUGAAAGUGGCAAGCAUGAUGGGAAUACAGUCUUUCAGAUUAUUUGCUGUGAUAUCCCCCUUUGUUUUAACCACUUCCUGGCCAGAGUGCAGCAAGAACAAAGCCAUGGUCAUCUUAAAUGAUUUUCUAGGCAUUUUAAGAGAUGCUCUUGCAGCAUAGAUGAAGCAUUAAUGUGGCAUCGCUUUGGUGUGCCUGGGGGAUUUAUGUUGUGUUGAUUCAGUGAUAAAUCAAGUAGGUAAUAUCCAGUGCUGUAAGUGGUACUGCUAACACUGUCAGAGGAGAGGGGCUGGAACAGCUGGCAGGGGAAGGACAGGGAUGCAGCUGCAGCAAAGGGGUGGCUGAAGAACAGGUCACAGGCCAGAAGCUUUUGCUUCCUCAGUGGGAGAGCCUAUAUGAAGACCUGCGUGGAUGAUGUUAUAAAAAACAGAAGGUGCAUGCAGCACAGAUGCCAGCAUUCUCCAAGGAGUAAUCUCUUCAUCUCCAAGUGACACUAGCUCCUGCUAGUACCAUGGGGCCAGAGAGUGGUUUCUUAGGCAGUGGACAGAUCCACAUCAUCCUGUGGGGGAGUUUGGCAGCCAUGACAACACUUUUGUUCCUCACCUUCCUCAUCUUCCUUUGCUCCAGCUGCAACAGGGAAAAGAAGGCCAGACAUCAGAAUGGAGAUCAUGAAAAUCUGAUGAAUGUGCCUUCCGACAAGGAAGUUUUCAGCCAUUCCAUUACAAGUUCGGCUACAGAGCCCCCCCCAAACAGUGAACAGAACGGGGCACUCAGCAACGGUGAGGUUCUUUCUGAAGACAGUACAACUGCCUGUAUCCAGCCUUAUGAAGAAGUACAGACAUCUGAUCUACCAGAUCAACAAGAUAGUCUUGGAAAGUCUAUAAAAUGUCACCAGAGCCGGGAACUACCCAGUAUUCCCCCUAACACAACCAUGGAAACCAUCAUCUCAGCUAGAAAUGCAGAAAAUGACCAAGGUCUCGGAAUGGAAGGGCCUUAUGAAGUCUUGAAAGACAGCUCCUCUCAGGAGAACAUAGUUGAAGACUGCUUGUAUGAAACUGUGAAGGAAAUUAAAGAUGUUGGAGCAGUAGUCAGCAUGGAAGGGAACUGUAACAGCAAAUCAAAGACUUCACUGACAGUUUCUGAAGGUCAGAAUCAGAUUCCUGAGUGCAGAAUUGAAUCAGCAGAAUAUGCAUCUGUGGACCGAAAUAAGAAGAGUCGCCAAAGUGCUAAUUCAGAAAGUCCUCUUGACAACAUACCAGAUGUAGAGGAUGAGCUUCCCCCUCCGGUACCCAUGAAACUUCUUGAUGAAAAUGAGAAUGUGCAAGAAAAAGAAGUGGAAGAAGAAGUGACAGAAGGGGCAAGUAAACCAGAGAAGAGGCUUAGUUCAGUGUCUUACAAGUCUCGAGAGGAAGAUCCAUCUCUUACAGAAGAUGAGAUCUCUGCCAUGUACUCGUCAGUGAGUAAGCCGGGACAGGCCAUCAAGGCACUGGAUUCUCCUUACACCUGUAUUCAAGAAAUUGCAUCUCAGAGGUCCCCAUCUAUUUGCAGUGGCCUCUAUGCAAGUGUGAAAGACUUUGAAAACACCCUAAAUUCUACCACUGUGCCUCAGUCAGCGGACAGACCAAACGGGGAGCUGGAGCCGGACUAUGAAGCUAUCCAGUCAGUGAGCCAAGAAGAAGACAGGACCUUGUCUGUGCCUAACACAAAUCACACUGCUCUUUCAGGAGAGAAUGACUAUGAGAGCAUAGGGGACUUGCAGCACCACAGGGAAUUCACCAGACUUUAACUACUCUGGCAGCAGAUUUCUCUGCUGAUAUUUUCAAAGGAACAAGUGAAACAUGGAGAGGGAAGUGCUUCUCCUUUUGAGGAACAAAGCUAAGUAUAGAACACAAGUUGAGAAGAGGCAAUGUAUGUUUCAGCCAGGGUGUGAUACCUGCUAGGUUAACCUGGAUGGUGGACUGAGGCUUAUGGCAAAGGGUACAUCAGGUCAGAAGGAUGACCAGGACAACAUAAAGGUUUCUUUAUUGCUAGCUCUGAGGUGACCAGAAUUCAGGAAGAAGUGAGUGCUAUGCUUGGUGUCCCAAUAGGAUUACAUACCAAAAAGACUGCCUUUACACAAAGCUAACUUCUCAUUUUGAGAGAUUAUUUUCUUCAAAGUGUUUUUCAAGCAUCAUUUCUCAUUCCAGUUUGGGCAUCCACAAUGUUGAGCAAACCAUGGAUCACUGUACCUCAACUCAGACUUGCUUUGCAAGGCUGGGGAAGGCGCACUCACUUCUGUGUUUUUUGCAGAGCUCUGUCCACAUUCAUUGCAACUAAAGUGCAAACAACAGUACUUCACAAGGGACCUACUCCAAAUGUACUUGAAUUAAUUCUGUUGGCUUUUUCUUUCUUUUUUUUAAUGUCAAGGGUUGUAGAAUGUGACCUGCAGUAUUUGAGAUGUGUACUGGUAUUUGUAGGGGUUUUGUUUGAUUAUUUGUGAAAUACCACUUUAAAAUGGCAACUGUCACCCUUAGUGUUCUUGCCGUGUUUCCCUUACAUGAAGAUAAAUACCUACCCACGCACACCCCAGACAAUUGUCAUGUUUCAAAAAGUCAUGCAAAUGAAUGCAUUGGCAUAAUGUUUAGUCUAACCUUAAUAGUGUUGAGUCAUUUUUUUAAGAAUUUUGCCCUUUUUUAAGACUUAAAAUAUUUUAAUAUGUUUGUCUAGUUUAUUAUAUGGGAAAAUUUAUGUACUGUGUUAAGUGGAUAAUAUUUUUAUUUUUUACAACAUAUUUUUCAUCUUCAAAGUUUUUGUAGAUAACUUACUGGCUUUUGUAACAGGAAGAAUCCCAUUCUUUGUUUGGGCUUUAUUUGGUUUUCGUUAAAAUUUUUUUCCUAUUUUAGAAGUAGGUAAAUGAACAAUUGCUUUAGGGUUGUUUUGUUGGCUUUUUUUGUCUCCUUGAGCAAGGAUGUGGAAUCUGCCUUGCUGUUUUUAAGCUCAAAAUAGUGGAGUCUAUGUAAAAGAACAUGGCCAAAGGGCAAAAAAGAGGCAGAAGAGACAGUAGGAUUUAGUCAGGGAUAGCCACUAGUCCUCCUUGUUCUUCUGGUGAAAGGAGCACGAGAGCAACCAAGACUUUCUUAGUUUGAAAGCCACUGGUUUUUUAAAGAUGCCGAGUUAUUCUGUUACUAUGAAAACCAAAGUACAGUGCUUGGAUGAAAUAAGUAGGUACUGGAUUGCUAUGUAUUUUUACUCAAGAAUGGUACAAUAAAUAGUACAAUGGUACAAGAAUAGUCCAGCAGUAGAGAACUGGCAUCGUGUGAUACGCAUGUGUACGUGUGUGCACAUAUCCCCAUGUAUAUAAACAUACACUUGUAAUUUGGACACAAGUAUAAAUUAUAGUCCAAGCUUGGUAACAUACACAUAUGUAAUAUAUGGCAUGUGCUUGAAGAGCAGGGUUUUUUUAAUUCAAAAUAAACAGUACAUAAACUGAGAUUGGCUUAUUCUGUACUAGCCAAAGCAGGUUUAGUUUCAGCUCAGUUGACACUGGGUUUUGAUACACCAGAUUGAGCCCUUCUCGGAUCACUGGCCAGUGCUCAACAUUACUUGGUACUAAAAAGAGCAAACACAGAUCAAAGAAGUGUGCUGAUUUAUGGGCUUUGCCUGUAAGUACAGCUCUGAGGAGCAGUGCAAGUGCGCAGACAAACUGCCCACGGGGUGAUUCAAACUUCAUGAAUCCUGACCUCAUGCAACAGUGCAACACACUUGAUCUAUGACUCUCAUCCUCGGGGGUGAAGCGGAAGUGGUUCAGACCAGUCUACAUCCAUCUUGUUCUUGGCCAAGCUGCCAUGUUUUGACAGCUGCAGCAAACCCUUUGCUUCCACUCCACUGCAGUGCUCUUUAAAGCUGACUUUGGUCUUCCUUUAUAGGGUUUUUACCUUUAUAAAAGUUUCUGUUUCUGUUCCCUUGAAUGUGAAUUCAUGAAGUUCGCCUUUGACUGUUCUCUCCUUCUACAUCACACUAUUUAAGGCCAAAGAUAAGAUGCACCACGUUUCAGAAGAUCUGCUGUGCUAAGUCUGGAGAAUUUCUGAAGUCUUUAACUAUGGGUUUGCUCAGGGGUACUGGUUUAUAUAUGUAGUCCUCCGUAUGACUCCUGCAGCUUAGUGGCAGGCAUACCUCAACUCCUGAAAUUCCCACAUACAUAAGAUGUAGUUAUCCCUUUACAUGGAUGACUGCUUUUGGAGAAACAGUAGGAAUAUGAGAUUUGCCAGGUUCUCCAGUUUCAAUUUCAAGACCAAUUCAAAGACAGAGAUAAUGCCAGUUGAUAGCAAAGAAUAACACUGAUCUCUUGAUUGUAAAAUUUUAAGGUGCAAAAGAAAAGCAAACAUCACUCUAGAAGUGCCCCCAUCAAGAUCAGCAAGUGAAAGGAUGGUGGAGGACUGUCCUGUCACUCUGUGGUCUUUCACAGCUGGAUCAAGAAUGUUGGUUUGGAGAAAGGGACACAAGACUCAGCUCCUUCCUUCCUUUCUUUCCUCUGUUCUAACAGCUGCACCUUGAGACUUCCCUUUUUCAUGGUGAAAUCCCUCCCCCUCUCUUCUUUCUUUGGUUUUAUUUUUAACCUGUGUCAUACAGCCUCACACUGGGAGCUGGUACUGUGUCUGCAGUUCUGUGGUACUGGCACGUUCCUUCCUGUUUAAAUGACUCUAAGGCUGGUGAGAGCCUUUUAAUUGUCAACCAGACCCUCAGCCUCAUGGAGAAGCAACUCAAAUUUUGGAUUGCUGCUUGUGGGAUGUGUACCUGCCUUCAGCCUGGAGACACACACACGCGCGCGUUGGAGUUGAGAGCUGCAAAAAAUAAUUACCCUCCUGAACAAGCAUGGACAGGGGAGUCCAUAACUUCCCUAAAAUCUCCAUUAUGUAGUCUAAUGCUAAAGAAAAAUAUUUUAUAACUCAGUCCAAGGUUCUUACGUGAAUAAUUACAUCUCUUGACAAAGAAUCAAGUUUCUGUUUUAGUUCCCUCUUCCCAGAAGAUCUGUUCCUUUAUAGCUGUUGCCAGUGCUUCCUUUUCACUAAUAUAUCAGAUAGAAAGAUUUUUCCAACAGUAAUUCCCAAAUAGAUUAAUUUGAUUGUAAAGAAAAGGGAGUCUAUUCUGCUAGUCCCUUUAUUGCUAUUUUUUCCUUUUUCACCAUAUUCCGAAAUAAAAUGUCAACAUCCAAAAUGAAGUACUUGUUACCUGGUGAUCUUUUCAGGGGAAGCUUCACAGUCUAUUUCUUUGUUUCCAUUUUUUGGCAUAACUAUAUAAUAAGAUCUCACAUCAAAUUGCCACAAUAGGGCCAAGAGAUGCUUUAAUGUGUGUAUAACUGCACUGGUGAAAAGGUCUUUUUGAUUUUCCUCUGGGAACUGGUAGAAAUAGGAAAUGCAGUUCAGACAUCUCUUCCAUGAAUCCGUGUCUCCUGUGGGAGUUGGUCUUACCACAUACUUAAACCAGUACUAACCCCAUACAUAAACCAGUCAUUCCUUUCUACCAUGAGUGUAGAAUUACUUUCUCAGUCACAGAGAGAAACAGAUUCUUUGCAGAUACCUGUAGCACAGGCAUGUACCUAAUUACCACAGUUAAAUCAGUUAUAGUGCCUUUUUUACAAGUAGCUAGUACUUCCAUACUCUUUUCCAUACUGUGUGUGUUUAACUCAAAAGUACAAAGGGACAAUCCCAACAUUUACUUGUCUAGGUUGGAAACAUCUUUAUAGAGACACAUUUAAUGUACUGGAACUCAGUUGGCCAUACAAUAGCAAUAGUAGCUCACAAACAUUCUCUAAAAAGCCCAGUAAUGUAGCUACGAUGACUAAGCUUUGCAAUAAGAAUUAUCAUUCUUCUUUUGAAGAGCCUAAGUUUUUCAAUAGUGAGCAUUCAGGGAGGUGGUGUCCAUGUCAACUGUGAACAAUUACGUGCUUCAGUCUUUCUAGUAAUAUAAAUGGCAGGCUUGCUUACAUGUAGCAGGAUUCAUGGGGUAAGGGAUGAGUACGUGUAGGGAUUCAUAUUCAUGAGUCACACAGAGUUGGACCAUUUCUACAGUUGCAACUGGCUGAUGACCAGCUGCCUUGUUCAUCUAUCGUGCCUUCAGGGACUCCAUCAUGCCGGGAUCCUUCUGGGCUGUGUGCUUCUCCAUGGCUCCCUGAGCAGCUCCUGUCCGCUGUUUUGAUCACAAUUCUGUAUAUGCGGUGCUCUCUGUUCAACCUUUCAAUGGUGCUUUUAUAAGAUGCUGGAUAAAUGGUUUCCAUGUGCUUUCUGAAAGCUGGUGUGUAAAGCCGUGGCACAGAGUGCUCUCUCUGGUAUUGUCUGCUUCCCAGAACUUAGCGUUAACUGUGGUACUCUGACUACAAAAGCUGACAGUGCUGCCCUGUCUCUUGUUCAUCCCACACACCGCCAGAGUGGGGUCACCACGUGUAACAAGCCUGCCUAGGUUGGGCCACUGGUGUUUAAAAGCAGCCAUUCAGGCCAGGUGACCUGGCUUGGAAGCAGCUAGAGACAUCUCAUCUGUGCACUGUAGGAUGGAAACAUCCCAGAGCCGAGCUCAAGGACUUUUUUCUGUCUUCUACUGUGCAUAUACAUUUGUUUGCAAUGUGACUGUAAGAAAUCUGUUUCUGCAACAAACAUUUUAAUUUGGGCCACACUCUAAUGAGGGACUUUUGCUGUUAGGCAAAUAACCAGUUAUUUCACAUGAGUGUUAUUUAUUUAGGUUGAAACAUGCCUGGAUAAGGCUGUUAUGUGCUUCACAAGUAACUUGGUGUGUGUAGUCUGUUGCAAAACAGAAGAAUGCAGAAAGAUGCUCAGCCUGACAGAUGCUCAUGUGGUGAUGUGCUGAAGGCUUUCAAGGGCAGGUCUCUUCCUGGGAGCCGGGAACAUAAUUACUAUUUAUGUAAUUUCAUACCCUGGUGCUGAAGCUGAUUUGUAGCAUCUCUUCUGGGAUGGUCAUGGCUGAAGACAUUGCCAGAGCAGAUCUCAGCCUCAGGGAAAAAAAAAA
Neopelma chrysocephalum (saffron-crested tyrant-manakin) is the source of this 7868-nucleotide messenger RNA. RefSeq names its product phosphoprotein membrane anchor with glycosphingolipid microdomains 1 (gene PAG1). The transcript is spliced from 9 exons. Gene Ontology annotation, biological process: intracellular signal transduction; negative regulation of T cell activation. NCBI's taxonomy places the organism in Eukaryota, Metazoa, Chordata, Aves, Passeriformes, Pipridae. The coding region runs from base 1384 to 2658 and encodes 424 amino acids. The record is from RefSeq and is a predicted model, not a curated record. Gene Ontology annotation, cellular component: plasma membrane; membrane raft.